Molecule: messenger RNA, 498 nt
Organism: Ostertagia ostertagi
Lineage: Eukaryota; Metazoa; Nematoda; Chromadorea; Rhabditida; Trichostrongylidae
Source: the annotation of a GenBank genome assembly
AGUCCAGAUGUUCAACACGCUGGCGUCGCUCGAUCACGCAGACGUUUUCGGCGAUGUGGCGUCGACGGCGCUGGACGAACUGAUUCGGAAUUCGGCCGCUGCCGCGGACAUAGCAGUGCACACAGCAAUCUGUCUGCAGCUUUACAACCGAUGGCUGGUGGUCUCAACAAUUCCCAAUUUAAUCAGUCGAGCAGCCUUGCCAACUCUCAAGAUGGGCCGAGUCGAGGCCGAAAGAAAAACUCGACUGUCAACCUGGUGUGUGUCGUUUGUGGCGAUCAGGCCUUCGGCAAGCACUAUGGCGUGAAUGCGUGCAACGGCUGCAAAGGAUUUUUUAGGAGAAGGUUUGUGUCGAAUUUUCUUCUUCGCUACAAUUCGUUUAUUACUCAAUUUUCCAAAGCAGGAAGAACAUCGAAAUGUCUGCCGUGCAUGUCGAUUAAAACAAUGCUUUGUGGCCGGAAUGAAUCCGAGAGCGGUACAAUCAGAACGAGAGCGGAGUGA